Adineta ricciae is the source of this 858-nucleotide messenger RNA. NCBI's taxonomy places the organism in Eukaryota, Metazoa, Rotifera, Eurotatoria, Adinetida, Adinetidae. The record is from the annotation of a GenBank genome assembly.
AUGUAUGAAGAUGCAAGAGACGCCACCGCACUUCAUCAUGCAGCUCAACGGGGUUACACCGAAAUUGCAAAGAAACUAUUACAUGCUGGAAGUGAUGUCAAUGCUCGAGAUAAACUCGGUUGGACACCGUUAAUGAAAGCAUGUUAUUUUUGCAAUCCGGAUAUUAUCUUAACAUUAUUAGAAGCCGGUGCAGAUACAGACGCUGAAACUGAACAAGGUCGUACAGCACUUCAUGAAUUAUGUCGGUCACCUCCGCGAACACAUUCAUCAUCCUCAUCGUUAACAAAUAAUACAACAUCGGAUAAUGAAUCAACAUUGGCUGAAAUUGCUUGUAUGUUAAUUGAAGCUGGAGCUGAUGUGAAUAAAACUGAUCAUGAUCAUUUUACUCCAUUAAUGUAUGCCGCUUUUCAUAAUCAUCCAGGCGCUGCACUUGUUCUCUUGGAGUCCAAUUGUGCAAUUAAUAAAACUGAUAAGCAGGGCUGGACAGCUCUUCAUUGGGGUAUCGAUCGUGAUCACUCAGAAAUCGUUCAAUUAUUAAUCGACAAAGGCGCUCGUACAGAUAUUCUCAGUCAUCGCGGCGACUCAGCCGCUUCAAGAGCCAAAUCAGUUCGUGUUAAAGAUAUUGUUAAACAUAUUAAACGUUACUCGACAUUAUCAUUAUCUUUAACCGAUGUUAAUAAUAUUCUUCAUCAUGCCAAUUCCUCUCCAACAAGUUUAUCGCCGACUGAAAUCGAGAAAUUGAAAAAGUUCACCUCAAGUAUGUCAAUGACAAAUGUGGAAAAUAAUCAGCCAUUACUUCCUUCAACAUCAACCAACGGAUCAGCCAUACGAGCCAUAAGUUCAAUGGAUGUUAAAUAA